Clonostachys solani is the source of this 300-nucleotide messenger RNA. Lineage: Eukaryota; Fungi; Ascomycota; Sordariomycetes; Hypocreales; Bionectriaceae. The record is from the annotation of a GenBank genome assembly.
AUGACUUCUUCAUCCUGUGUCAAGUGGAUCAUAUCUAGUCGCAACUGGCAGGACAUUGAGGAGAAACUUGAAAAUGUAAAGCAAAAAGUCAGGUUCCACCUCGAAUUGAACAAGGACUUGACCUCUACUGCUGUCCGCAUAUACAUCCGGCAUAAGGUUGAGGCCUUGGUAGAGCAAAAGAAAUAUAAUUACCAAAUGCGGGAUGCCUCUACUAAGAGCUCUAAAGCACUGAUAUUUAGGAUGUACUUGACGUUAUUGAAAAAAUACCUUCUGGCUUGGAAGCUCUAUAUAAUCGAAUGA